Beta vulgaris subsp. vulgaris (sugar beet) is the source of this 2226-nucleotide messenger RNA. RefSeq names its product LYR motif-containing protein At3g19508. The record is from RefSeq and is a predicted model, not a curated record. The transcript is spliced from 3 exons. Bases 125 to 394 code for a protein of 89 amino acids. Lineage: Eukaryota; Viridiplantae; Streptophyta; Magnoliopsida; Caryophyllales; Amaranthaceae.
CCCAAAAAAAAAAAACAGGCUUUUAAUCAAAACACUUCCUCAAACUUUGAUCUGAAUUCUCAAGGUUAAGAGGAGAAAGAAAGUGAAGAACAACAAAAUUGAAAGCAUCAAAAAGUUCAUUUCAAUGGUAAUUUUAGCACAAAUGCAGAAAACACUUAGAGCAUACGCUGAAGUUUUAAGACUAAUUAGGCGUCUUCCAAAAGAUACGCGGUCUUACUACGCUAAAUAUGCUCGUGAAAAUUUCGUAAAUUACAGAGAAGUUGAUGCAACCGACACCGCCGCCAUUGAUGAGCUUCUUAAUCGUACUUACACCCAUUCUUUGUGGGUCCUACAAAAGUAUUCUGUGGAUGAUGCUGCUGCGGAGAAGUUGAAGCGGGUUUGUUGUACCCAGUAAAGAUCAAUAAUGCGGAAUAUGGAAGACACUUCUUUCACUUGUAUUACCUAUGUGAAAUAGAACUUCUAAUUUAUGACCAAGGAUCAUGAUGACAUUCCAUUGACGUAAUCAUGCUGAGGAUGCUCUUAGAAGCACAUGACCGCAGUUGUUCUCGUGCCUCAAUCUCAAGCCUCUUCUUUUUCUCUAAGUGAUGGUAGACUUUAUAAGGUACCUUAGUGUGGUUUCGGUUAGGGAUCUGCAGCACACCACCUUGGUACUAGACACCCCAUCACCUACAAAAGGAGGGGCAAAAAGGGUAGUGCGCCUGAUAUAAACAAAUGACUGGGCAGACUAGGCAGGCAUUGGUCAGCAAAGCCAGAUGACAGAAAAGUAGAGGAGCAGGGCAGGGUAGUGGGAUCAUUCCAUUCUGAUUCCUUGUACCAGAUAAUUCCCUAAUGAUUGCUAGGUCAAAUGGGGAGAGAGAGUUGGAGUAGUAUAAAUAGUAGCUUGGAUAGAAUAGCGAGGUAUCCAGAACAUUACUUGCCUAUUUUAGUAGAGUUAUAGUGGGAGAGUCUCACCUCUCGAAUGUGAGCCCAUUUGUAUGCCAUUGUUGAUCCUUGGGUCCAGUUAAUACAACAUAUCCUUACUGUUUUCCAUUUUUUCUUCCUAAUUUAUGCACCUUAUUUGUGUCUGUUAAGCUGGUUUCCAGCAGGAUCCUUCUUGGACCAAAAGCUUUAAGGAUUCAAUAGUUAACGUGCAUAGGGAUCAUUUUCUUCCACUUGGUAUUUAAAAUUGUUCCCUGUUGCUAUUUAUGAUAUUACAUAGCAUUUGAUUUGAUUAAGCUUCUGUUUCUCAACGUGUUCUGUAUAUUAUCUAAUGAUGUCUUAUCUUUUAAGACAUUUUAUGUGGUGCUUGAAGAUGUAUUAUGCUCCAUUUAAUGGGGCAGAUUAUAUCAUAUAUCUCAGUGCACAAAGCAACAUUCACUAACCGGCACAUGUAUCACACAUGCCAACAUAUAAAGGAGACGUCUUGGUCACAUGCACCUCACAUGUGGAGGUGUGGUGAAUGCGUUGGUGGAUGCACACAUCUGCACUAUAGAAACAUGAAGCUUUUAAUAUGUCCUGCCUUAGAUAAAAAGAGGAAACUAAAAGGCAGUUCUUUUGCUUCUCUCAUUUGAAGUAGUUCUCCUCACUUAUUGCUCCUUCGAAUGGGUCAAAUUAUAUCGUGUAUAUGUAUGUAAGUACGUGCAUCCACCGGCACUUGCAUCACACUGUUGGUGUAUGAGGUACACGCAUUAGUCAUGUGUAUCUCACACACCGAUGCAUGUGGUGCUCGUCCUAGUUGUUGUACAUAUGUGCAUGUAUUGGUCCCAGUGGGCACCAUUUGAACAUGUUUAAAAUAGGAGAGCAGAAGGCACUUCAGUUGCUUCUCUAUUAGGUUUACAAACUAUGUCUGGGAAUCUCAAGGUGCCCAAAGUCGGUGUUGCAAGUUUGAGGAAAGCCGACGCAUUUCGUAGAGAGGAAUAUAGGAUCCUCUGGAGCAUUCUUAUGAAGCAUAGAACCGUAGUUUUGCAGGUCCUGAUUCCCGAAUCUUAAAUUUCUCUCUUUUUUCUUUUUUUCUUUUUUCUUUUACCUUUUCUCUCUCGAAGAUAAGGUGAAUGGGAGGAAUCCUCCUAUUACACUAGAAGGAUGCAAACUUCUUGGACCAAAAGGCAUAAACCUUGUUUAGGUAACUUGCCCUAAGAACAUUACUCCAUUGAUUGAUAGUGAUAGUGAUAGUGAGAUAGUCACAUUCUUCAAUUUUCUUGUAGUAAAAAAAUUUGAUAUUAUUAUGUAUUUGUGUUGUAUCUUGUA